AUGGCCACAGAACAAGCAUCAAAGCGGAUCAAGCCCAAUGGUUUUACCCCCAAUGGCCCACUGAUCGGCACGCACAAUGGCCACUUCCACGCCGACGAGGCCCUCGCCGUCUACCUUCUCCGCCUUCUCCCCACCUAUAACCCCUCCACGCUUCUUCGAACUCGCGACCCUUCUCUCCUUGCUACUUGUCACACGGUCGUUGAUGUAGGCGGCGAAUACGACCCCCGAAAAAAUCGAUACGAUCACCACCAGCGCACCUUUGAUGCCACCUUUCCCUCGCGACCCACCAAAUUGAGCUCGGCUGGGUUGGUCUAUUUGCACUUCGGCAAGCCCAUAAUCGCACAAAAAUCGGGUUUCAGAGAGGACAGUGAGGAAGUCGGCAUCUUGUGGAAUAAGCUUUACGCAGAGUUUGUGGAGGCGCUGGAUGCGAAUGAUAAUGGAAUUGGGGUGUAUGACCCACAAGAUGUAAAGGGCGUAGAGAAACGCUUCAAUGAUGGGGGUGUUAGUCUAGGAAGUCUAGUCGGAGAUCUCAAUUGGGCUUUUGAGGAAGGAGAGGUGCCGAGCACGGAGGGAGCACAGCAGGCAGAGGAUCAGAGAUUCUUGGGCGCAAGUCAAUUGAUGGGCACAAUCUUCUUGAGGAAGCUCGAUUACUAUACGAAAGCCUGGUUGCCUGCUCGGACGCAGGUUAGGGAGACGCAUGCGGCAAGGUUCGAGUGGGAUGAUCAAGGCAGGAUCAUGCUAUUUCAGCAGGGGUGUCCCUGGAAAGAUCAUUUGUAUACUAUAGAGGCAGAAGACGAGGUGAAAGAAGAGAACAAGGUGCUAUAUGUUCUAUAUCCCGAAAGCGAGAAGGAGGAAAGCAAGUGGCGUAUUCAGGCAGUUGCUAUCAGUAAAGACAGUUUCGAAUCGAGAAAAGCGUUACCUGAGGCUUGGAGAGGUGUGAGAGAUGCUGAGCUGAGUGCUAUUAGCGGUAUUGACGGGUCUAUAUUCGUGCACGCGAGUGGCUUCAUUGGUGGCAACGCUACCAAAGAGGGAUCUCUGAGCAUGGCGAGGAAGGCAUUCACGCCAUGA
Molecule: messenger RNA, 1068 nt
Organism: Bacidia gigantensis
Lineage: Eukaryota; Fungi; Ascomycota; Lecanoromycetes; Lecanorales; Ramalinaceae
Exons: 1
Coding region: 1-1068 (355 amino acids)
Cellular component (GO): nucleus; cytoplasm
Source: RefSeq, a predicted model, not a curated record